AUGGCCCUUUCCGCACCCAGCACGGACCCGCAAGUCCUAAUCGCGCAAGAAACAAGCACCGACCAAGUCUUCCGCACGUUCACAGCAGAAACCGCAUGGCAACUAGGAAAUGCACUAAGGGACCGAAUCCUCCGCCUCCCGAACGGACAGCGCAAACCGGCCUUGAUCUCCAUUGCACUCAGCGGCGGAGUCCCACUCCACGUGGUAUUCCAGUCGGCGACGGAGAGCGGCACGAUCCCGGACAACGAAAACUGGGUGCGACGGAAGCGAAACACCGUGCUCCGCUGGGGUAUCUCGAGCUGGGCUAUGAGACAGAAGACCAUUAGUGGACUCGCGGCUGGGGCCUCGGCGGACCAGAUUGAGGCUGCUUUUGUUAAGAAGUAUGCUGUUCCGAGUGCCAAUGGGGGUGCUGUUGCGGAUGAGUAUGCUAUCCAUGGCGGUGGGUACCCGAUUCGCGUGCAGGGUGUUGAUGGGGUUAUUGGUGUUGUUGUUGUUAGUGGGCUGAAGCAGGAGGAUGAUCAUCAGGUUGUUGCGGAGACUAUUCAGGCGUUUGUGGCUCAGCAAGUAUGA
Penicillium mononematosum is the source of this 570-nucleotide messenger RNA. Its product is annotated as DUF967 domain protein. Gene Ontology annotation, biological process: post-translational protein targeting to endoplasmic reticulum membrane. The transcript is spliced from 2 exons. Lineage: Eukaryota; Fungi; Ascomycota; Eurotiomycetes; Eurotiales; Aspergillaceae. Bases 1 to 570 code for a protein of 189 amino acids. The record is from RefSeq and is a predicted model, not a curated record. Gene Ontology annotation, cellular component: TRC complex.